AUGCCGGCGCUCAAGGGCGCUACGGUGCCAAUCCACUUUGGCUCGUUCAUUGUCACUCCGCAAGUCUUCCUUCAAACCCCACUGUCUUUCGCUCUCGUCAAUCUGAAGCCAAUUCUCCCAGGCCAUGUUCUCGUAUGCCCUCGACGGGUCGUUUCUCGGGUUUCCAAUCUCACUCCAGCCGAGACCAGUGAUCUCUUCUUAACCGUGCGCCGAGUCAGCCGCAUGAUCGAACGGGUCUACGGCGCCUCGAGCCUAAACAUCGCUAUCCAGGACGGGGUGCACGCUGGCCAAAGUGUGCCCCAUGUCCAUGCACACAUCAUUCCUCGCAAGGCAGCGGAUCUAGAUCAUCGUGGUGGCACCGAUGCCGUUUACGACUUGCUGGACGGCGAGGAGGGAGACGUCGGUAAGGCUUUCCGAGAUGCCCAGAGCGCUACACCAGACACGCCCGCACAGGACCAAAGGACAACCUCGAGAUUCCCUGCGGUCGAUAAUGAGCAGCGGAAACCGCGCAGUCUAGAGGAGAUGUGCGCCGAGGCGCACAUGUUGGCAAAUGAAAUGGAGAAAGAGCCGGUCGAGUAA
This is a messenger RNA of Penicillium chermesinum, 579 nucleotides long. Its product is annotated as HIT family protein. Lineage: Eukaryota; Fungi; Ascomycota; Eurotiomycetes; Eurotiales; Aspergillaceae. Bases 1 to 579 code for a protein of 192 amino acids. The transcript is spliced from 2 exons. The record is from RefSeq and is a predicted model, not a curated record. Gene Ontology annotation, molecular function: catalytic activity.